AUGCAGAUUGCCGUUUUAUAUCUACUAUUGACAUCUUGCAUGAUCCAUAUUUAUGCAAUCACCUCAUCAUCAACAUCAUCUUCCACUGGCGAUCAUAUUAUAGAAUUUGACGAUAAUUCCAUUCAAUCUACAUUAGAACUAGCUGAUUUUUCCUUUAUAUAUUUUUAUUCUGACGUUUGUAAAUAUUGUCGAAAAUUUGAUCCUACAUUUGAAAAUCUAAGUGUAUUAUACAAUCAACCUAAACAGAAAGACACCAUCAAGAAGACAGGUAGCAAUAAUGAGAGAUUAUAUUUUCAAAUUUUGAAAACUAAUGCUAGACAAAAUAAUCGAUUGAGUCAAUUGUUCAAAGUUUCACAAUAUCCCACAUUAAAAUUAUUGAAUUAUAAAACUAAAGAAAUAAUAACUUAUGAUAAUAAGAAUAAUCGAGAUUUACAAUCUAUUAUUAAUUAUUUACAACAAAAUUUAAACAUUGAACCUCAAUUUGAAAAUUUUAAGAGUAAAGUCAAAUAUUAUCAAUCACCCCCCAGUGAUUCUUUUAAACAGGAUCUAGAUUUUUUUGGAAAUGAAAAUGAACUUGAAAAGAAUGACAAAUUAAUAUUCUUCAUUGCUAGUUAUUUACCUGAAUGGUCUGAUUAUCAAUAUCCAGCACAUUUCAUCCAUCAAUUAGCAUUAGAUUAUCCGGACUUAACCAUUAUAAUUGUUGAUUAUGAAAAAUUGAAUGAUUAUGGUGUAUUAUCCAAAUAUGAAAUCAACAGUUUCCCCAGUGUCAUGUAUUUGAAAAACAAUGGGGAUUAUAAGAAAUAUCAGUUUAGUAGUCAAUCAAAACGUGAAUUAGAUUAUCAUAAAGUAGAAAAGUUCCUUGACAGUGUUGAUCAGGAUAAUGGGACUUGGGAAAAAGUUAAAGAAAGUCUGAUAGAUACUGAAACAUUGUCACAUCAACAACAAGAAGUAGAUUAUGAAGACGAUGAUGAUUUAGCAUUUGAACACAUUGAAUUAUGA
This is a messenger RNA of Candida albicans SC5314, 999 nucleotides long. RefSeq lists its product as uncharacterized. Gene Ontology annotation, cellular component: endoplasmic reticulum lumen. The coding region runs from base 1 to 999 and encodes 332 amino acids. The record is from RefSeq and is a predicted model, not a curated record. Gene Ontology annotation, molecular function: protein-disulfide reductase activity; protein disulfide isomerase activity. Gene Ontology annotation, biological process: response to endoplasmic reticulum stress. The transcript has a single exon. NCBI's taxonomy places the organism in Eukaryota, Fungi, Ascomycota, Pichiomycetes, Serinales, Debaryomycetaceae.